This is a messenger RNA of Coccidioides posadasii C735 delta SOWgp, 1298 nucleotides long. RefSeq lists its product as uncharacterized. The record is from RefSeq and is a predicted model, not a curated record. NCBI's taxonomy places the organism in Eukaryota, Fungi, Ascomycota, Eurotiomycetes, Onygenales, Onygenaceae.
CCUCGUACUCAGGUACGUGCGUUGUACACUAUACAACGAUGGCUUCGCUUUUGGUUCUCCUGUCCCUUCUAAGCCUCCUAGCCCUUGUUGUCCCCCUUCCUCGGUCGACGGUUUUUCCUAUCCUCACUCAUGCCGUCGCGUUCUCGAUCCCAAUAUUAUUCAGGCAAUGCUCAAGAAGGCGACAAAGGCGCGCGGCGAGCAGAGCCACCACCGGCAGCGGUGAGUAUGGCACCGAAACCACCGGACUGUAUGGCCUGGACCAUGCUGUUCUCAAUGCUCGGUUGAAAUUUCCGCCGGACAAGAUGUGGAUGAAUAUGGGCUAUUGGAGGGACGCGACAGAGUUGCCAGAAGCAUGCGAAGCCCUGGUAGAACGAAUACUCCAAUCUGCAGGGCUUCUGAACCAGAUGCGGGAAAACUAUGAAUUGCCCGGCCGUAAGAAUUCGGGCUUGGUGAAGAGAGUAUUGCUUGACCUUGGAUUCGGAUGCGGCGAGCAGACAUUAUAUUUGAUGAACAGGACUUUUACAGGGACUGUUGAUACGAAAGGAGAUCGGCAGGAGAAUAUGCCUGCUUCAUUAUUCCAGCGUUACGUGGGUAUCACGCUGGAUAAAACACAAUAUGAGUUUGCAAAUUCCAGAGUAACAGCAUCCAGGCAUCACGACGGGGAGAAUGGGAGGUGCUCAAACCAGACCCGGCCGCAUGGUCCAGAAACCGUCCAGCUGUUUUGCGGGGACGCCGCAAAUCCGUCCUCAUGGUCCAGCGAAUUACGACAAGCCAUAGAUAUCGCUUUUGCGCAAGAAAAGGAGCAACAUGGCAAUCAUCCAAUCAAUACCGAACGAUAUGUGCUCGCUCUCGACACUGCGUACCAUUUUAGACCAUCCCGUCGCGAUAUUUUCCGGUAUACUCACUCGGUGCUCCAUGCUCACUUUCUUGCAUUCGACAUCUUCCUCGCAGCACCUUCAUCUCGCCUAAGAUCAGUCUUGAAUAAUUUGCUUUUGCGGUUACUUACGCCUUCUCUCUCAGCUCCAUUUUCUAAUUUCGUUACGCCAACCACAUACAAAUCACAGUUGCGGGACGCAGGUUAUGCUGAAGAGAACAUUAUGAUAGAGGAUAUCACAGAACAUGUGUUCCCUGGCCUGGCAGACUUUUUGGAGCGAAAAGAUCAGCAAUUAAUUUCAUUUGGGCUCUCCGGGUUUUCCAAGUGGAGAAUCUCGGGGUGGCUAUUUAGAUGGCUGUCUUCUGGGGGUAUACUUAGAGCAGGAAUUGUGGUUGCGAAAUGGGCUGGUAAAACACAGGACUAA